AUGGAGGUAGUCAUACCUCCCAGAGACCAUGGCCCGUCCACUUACAGGUAUACGUGGGACGAGAAUGGAGAGGUGAUGCAGGUUACGAGGGUCGCGGGCCAGCAGCAGCAACAGCUUCAACAGCCGCCCAUGUCCGAACAGUUCAGGGUAGGCAGGCAGACGGUGCAAUGGCCCUUUGAAAGCAUGGCGACCGAGACCGAUGUCUCGAGCACCGUCGUGUCGCACUUCGCCCGAAGGGCCACCUGGGAGCCGCGGCCCCUCCUGAGCAGGGGCUCUGACUCGUCCACCAUCGCCAAGGAUCUGGUCCCGGACUACGUCAUCAACUAUCUCCGCGGGGAGACCCCGGAGACAUUGGCGAAGCGGAGACAGAACGGGGGGCGGCAGGGCCAGCGAGGCGUCGACCUCGCCCACCCGCAUGGACUGCGGCGGUCCCGGGCGGCAGAGUUUGAGAGCUUCUACGACGACACUUCUAGUCGGUCUGGGUUCUCGAGAGCGGGUUCUAUAGGAGACGAGGAGCAACAUAUUCUGCCGGGAUUCCGAAAUCCGAACGGCGGAUGGAAGAUGCUGUUGAUAGGGUGGCGCGCCGGGGUCACACUGAACGUCCUCAUGUCGUUUCUCAUAUUGGUUGCUGGAUUCGUGUGCUUGAUCCUGGCCAUCUCGAAGGCCUCCAUCUCCGCCGGCGAGUCAGUCCUCUACACGGGAUCCUGCGCCACCGCAUCCCACAUCAACUGGGGACUGCAUGCGGCUAUCAGUGUGUUUGUCGUGGCCCUGGUUGCCGGCGGCAACUACGUUUUCCAGGUGCUGAGCAGCCCAACACGGGGCGAGGUGGACAGGGCCCACGAGAAGAGGAAAUGGUUGGAUAUUGGGAUUCCUUCCGUGAGGAAUUUCGCCCACAUCGCAAGUAGCCGGGUGUUUCUAGCCGUCACGAUCCUCCUGGCGGCGGUGAUUACCCAAGUAAUAUAUAAUGCCGUAAUCUUCACAUCCCAGACAGUGGUCAACUACAACUUGGUCUUUGUUACGCGGCCCUUCUUGAGCGGCGCCCCCUUCAGCAACGCAACCGCGAACAAUAAGGGGGGCUUGAGCCGACUCGACAUCCUCUCUCUGCAAGAUCUUGCAAGGCGGGAUGCGCUGGUCAACCUGACGAGUGCCGACUGCCUCGGUCGGCUCAGCAGUGUUUUUGAAUCAGAGUACAAAUCAGUGUUGCUGGUUACAGACAUCGACUCUCCAGCCGGCAGCGCCCUCAUCCAGACGGCGCGAGCAAGCUCCUCUCUCCCCCGGUCCGGCACAAUCAGGGGUAGCCUCCCAGACGCGGCACUGGACGAGAGAGCAGUCCAGUUCUGCCUCGCCCAGCGAGCCGAUGCGCAGACCUGCGGCGUCAGCAUGAACGGCUCGCUCCUGGGCAUCGUCUCCCUGCUCAACCUGGUCAGCGUCAUUUCCGUCGCCAUCGUCCUCUUCAAGCCCUCCUUCGAUCCGCUCGUGUCGUUGGGCGACGCAGUGGCGUCAUUCCUCCAGCGCCCAGACCCGACGACGAGGGGAUCCUGCCUCAUGACCAAGGCAGAUGUCUGGCAAGGCAGGUGGGGGUUCCACGAGCCCAAGUACUGGAUCCCCCGCGACCUCUUCUGGCUCCGCGUCCCGUCCUUCCCGCGCUGGUGCCUACCCAUCUUCUUCUGGACCGCGCUCACGGCUCUCGCGGCCCUGGCCUUCGCCUUCGCCGUCAGCGCCGACCCCACGGGCCCGCUCUCCGGGUACGGCUCGGCGUCCGCCCGCGCCGUGUACCUCCUCCCGCCCUCCACGCCCGCCUCCGCCGCCGCCCUCGUCGCCAGCCUCCCGCAGCUCCUCCUCGGGGCCCUCUACCUCGCCACCAACAGCGUGCUGAGCACAUAUUACCUCUCCCACGAGUCCUCGCUCUUCGCCCUGGGCGAGCCCCGACCCCUGCGCGUCUCCUCCCGCCCCGAGGGCCACCAGACCACGUCCCUCUACCUCACCCUCCCGCGGCCCUGGUCCUGGUACCUCUCCAUCCUCUUCGCAGCAAUGGCCUUCGUCCUCAGCCAAAGCGUCUUCGUCGUCGCCAUCCGCCUAGUCGACCCCCCCUCCUCCUCCUCCUCCUCCUCCUCCUCUUCCCCUUCAACCACCCCUCCACCCGCGCUAGUCGGCCUAGGCCUAAGCACCGCCGCCCUCCUCACCCUCCUGACCCUUCUCCUCCUCCUCGCGACCUCAACCCUCGUCCCGGGCCUCCGCCGCUGCCCCGCCUCCCCGCGAAACCUGACCCCCUCGGAAUUCGACCCCACCGACCCCGACCCCGCCGCGGCCCCCGUCGGCAACCCGCUCGCCCUUCCCGGGGGCGCCUGCAGCGCCGUCAUCGCCGCCCGCUGCCACCCCGUCCCCGGGGAGCCGGCCCCCUGGCGGGCGAGGCUGGUCUGGGGCGUCGUGCGGCGCGGGGCCGGCGGCGCGGACAUGGGCCGGUGCGCUUAUACGGGGAGGGCGGCUGCGCCGUUGGAUGUGGGGGCGAGUUAUGCGUAG
This is a messenger RNA of Phialemonium atrogriseum, 2520 nucleotides long. RefSeq lists its product as uncharacterized. The transcript is spliced from 3 exons. The coding region runs from base 1 to 2520 and encodes 839 amino acids. The record is from RefSeq and is a predicted model, not a curated record. Lineage: Eukaryota; Fungi; Ascomycota; Sordariomycetes; Cephalothecales; Cephalothecaceae.